Molecule: messenger RNA, 1198 nt
Organism: Felis catus (domestic cat)
Lineage: Eukaryota; Metazoa; Chordata; Mammalia; Carnivora; Felidae
Product: olfactory receptor 11G2-like
Exons: 1
Coding region: 1-954 (317 amino acids)
Biological process (GO): G protein-coupled receptor signaling pathway
Cellular component (GO): membrane
Molecular function (GO): olfactory receptor activity; G protein-coupled receptor activity
Source: RefSeq, a predicted model, not a curated record
AUGAAUGUGUCCAGCACAGAAACCACCAACUCCGUUAGCCACUUUAUCCUCGUGGGCUUUCCCUCAAGCCCAGAAAUGCAGCUCCUCUACUUCGGGCUCUUCUCAGUAGUCUACACGCUGACUCUCAUGGGGAACGCAGCCAUUGUCUGUGCAGUGUGGUGGGAACGGCGUCUUCACACGCCCAUGUACAUCCUCUUGGGGAAUUUCUCUCUCCUGGAAAUAUGUUAUGUCACCACAACUGUCCCUAACAUGUUGGCCAAUUUCCUGUCCUCAAGCAAGUCCAUUUCCUUUGUGAGCUGUUUUGCACAGUUCUAUUUCUUCUUCUCUCUGGGGUGUGAUGAGGGCUUCUUCCUCUGCAUCAUGGCCUUUGACAGGUACCUUGCCAUCUGUCGUCCUCUGCAUUACCCACGCAUUAUGACGAAACAGCUGUACACUGGCCUUGCCAUCUUUGGCUGGUCGUGCGGGUUCGUCCUCUUCCUAACCCCAGUUGUUCUCAUUUCACAGUUACCCUACUGUGGCCCAAAUACCAUCAACCAUUUCAUGUGUGAUCCUGUCCCAUUGAUGAUGCUGUCCUGUUCUGAAGACACCACAACACAGUUCAUUUACUCUACUUUCAAUGCUAUUUUUAUGAUUGGAACCUUUCUCUUUGUUCUUUGUUCCUAUGCUCUGGUGAUUGUGUCUGUGCUAAGGAUGCCCUCAGCAGCAGGCAAACACAAGGCUUUCUCCACUUGUGCUUCUCAUCUGGCAGUGGUGAUCCUGUUUUUUGGCUCUGUUAUGGUGAUGUAUGUUAGUCCUGGAUCAGGACGCCCAGUGAAAAUGCAGAAAAUUGUGACCUUACUUUAUUCUGUGAUAACACCCCUCUGUAAUCCUCUAAUCUAUAGCCUUAGGAACAAGGAAAUGAAGACUGCUCUGAGGAAAAUCUUUGGCACUGCGCAUGGUAUUCAUAAAAUGUAAAUCAGAGUCAAAUUCCAUCACUGGAGUGUAACUUCCCUUAACAAAACAUGAGUGAUAUAUUUGUCUGAAAAUUCACUAAAUUGUAUUUUAAAACUACUAAAAUGAAAGCCCAUUAUCAUCUUAAACACCACUCACCACAAAUUGUAGUAGUCUUAUUUAAGAAUGUAUUUUAGCAAGUGGAUUCAAUUUUGUUUUGAAGCUAUUUAUCACGUAAGUGAAAUUUUAGUAUCUAAGCCCAUUAGUC